GGGUCCUCCUGCCCAAAUGUCAGCAUUCUGCCUGGACGUGGUCCUGACUCCCGCCCAGACAGCUCCAGGGGACCUGGAGGGCUUAAAGGGGUGAGGCUCAAACACUUGGGGACCAGAGGCAGGUUUCUGGGACACAGAGGGGCAUCUCCUGGGUCCCAGGAUGGAGAAGCUCCUCAGCGGAGUCUCAGGAUGCUAACCCGUCCCUGGGGCUCCUCGUUUCUCACCUUCCCCCAGUAUGAUGAGCUGCCACACUACCCAGGCAUCGCAGAUGGCCCCGAAGCCCUGGCUGGCUUCCCAGAGGCAGUGCCCGCAGCACCAGGGCCCUACGGCCCGCCCCGGCCUCCUCAGCCCCUGCCCCUCGGCCUGGACAGCGACAGCCUGAAGAGAGAGAAGGAUGACAUCUACGGACACCCGCUUUUUCCCCUCUUGGCUCUGGUCUUUGAGAAAUGUGAACUGGCUACCUGCUCUCCCCGGGAUGGGGCCAGCGCUGGGCUGGGGACGCCCCCCGGCGGCGACGUCUGCUCUUCCGAUUCCUUCAACGAGGACAUCGCUGCCUUCGCCAAGCAGGUUCGCUCGGAGAGGCCCCUCUUCUCCUCCAACCCAGAACUGGACAAUCUGAUGAUCCAGGCCAUCCAAGUACUGCGGUUCCACCUGCUGGAGCUGGAGAAGGUCCACGACCUGUGCGACAACUUCUGUCACCGCUACAUCACCUGCCUCAAGGGAAAGAUGCCCAUCGACCUGGUCAUCGAGGAUCGGGACGGCGGCUGCAGGGAGGACUUCGAGGACUACCCCGCCUCGUGCCCCAGCCUCCCAGACCAGAAUAAUACAUGGAUUCGAGACCACGAGGACAGCAGGUCUAUACAUUUGGGGACCCCGGGCCCAUCCAGCGGGGGCCUGGCCUCCCAGAGUGGGGACAACUCCAGUGACCAAGGAGAUGGGCUGGACACCGGCGUAGCCUCUCCCAGUUCUGGUGAGGAAGGUGAGGACUUGGACCAGGAGCGACGGCGGAACAAGAAGAGGGGGAUCUUCCCCAAGGUGGCCACCAACAUCAUGCGAGCCUGGUUGUUCCAGCACCUCUCGCACCCGUACCCGUCGGAGGAGCAGAAGAAACAGCUGGCACAGGACACGGGGCUCACCAUCCUGCAAGUCAACAACUGGUUCAUUAACGCCCGGAGACGCAUCGUGCAACCGAUGAUCGAUCAAUCCAACCGCACAGGGCAGGGUGCAGCCUUCAGCCCAGAGGGCCAGCCCAUCGGGGGCUACACCGAGACGCAGCCACAUGUGGCCGUCGGGCCUCCGGGACCAGUGGGGAUGAGUUUGAACUUGGAAGGAGACUGGCAUUAUUUAUAGAGGCAUCCAGCCUCCGCUGUGACCACCAGCCUCACACUGGCUCUGGUUCCCACCUGGUCCUCUGGCUUCAGGACCCCACCUCCAAAGGCCCCUCCACUCAACGCCUACCUCCCCAGGGCCCUGCUGGGACAUGGGGGCCUGACUGCCCACCCAAGGGGCUCUCAAGGACACCGACAAGGCCUGCAGGCCCUGAGCCCCACUUCUGCCUUCACCUCUGCCUGGGACCCACGCUGGACUCCUGGGCCUUGGUCCCCAGAAGGUGGCAGCUGGGGCCUCACCGCCAGGACAGAGAAGGGACAGGGGUGGCUGGGCAGCCAGGGAAGGAGGGUUGCCCGGAUCCGACAUUUUGGAGAGAUUCCUUCACCCUCCUGUCCCCCCGCCUCCCCUCUCUAAUUUCUUCUUUUUUUUUAAUGAUAAAAGUCUUAAAAACACAAAGCCA
This is a messenger RNA of Cebus imitator (Panamanian white-faced capuchin), 1789 nucleotides long. RefSeq names its product Meis homeobox 3 (gene MEIS3). Bases 190 to 1350 code for a protein of 386 amino acids. Gene Ontology annotation, biological process: animal organ morphogenesis; positive regulation of cell population proliferation; positive regulation of transcription by RNA polymerase II. Gene Ontology annotation, molecular function: RNA polymerase II cis-regulatory region sequence-specific DNA binding; DNA-binding transcription activator activity, RNA polymerase II-specific. The record is from RefSeq and is a predicted model, not a curated record. Lineage: Eukaryota; Metazoa; Chordata; Mammalia; Primates; Cebidae. The transcript has 12 exons.